GAGACGUGGAGCCCUCGUUGCACGUCGGGGGCCGACCUUCCUCGGCGGGCGACGCCAGAGCCAGCGUUGGCAGGAGGGCUCCCUUGCGACGAGGGCGAACUGAUGCUGACGUCCCUGCCCGUGUCCGCUCAGCACCAAGGAGAGUCGGCAGGGUGGGCCGCCCCCAGGGCUCCGGGGCUUCUGGAGAAAGCGCUGCUGCUGCCCCCCCGCCCCCGCUUUGGUGACGAGGAGCAGCCGGAAACAUGGCAGGGGAGCUACCUGUGGACCUGAGGACCUGGCGGAAGGGGGGUGGCCCCGGCAGAUGGAUCAGGCCAGACGGAGAGGCCGCUGCUGCCACCUUUGAAAGGCCGUCCCCUGAGAUGGAGGCCUCCUUCGGACGCAGGGUCUCACUGGCAUCCCAGCACAGACCCUGUGGGGAGACGGAGGGAGCACCCGAUUCCACCUGCCAGCCUGGCCCAGGCGUUCGGAGUACAGCUUCCCCCCAAGUGGGGCUGGAGGGAGAGAAGAAAGCGCAGACGUGCCUGCCCCUGCGGAAGCGGCGCUUCCCUGCCACAGGUGGGGAGGGACUGGGGCCACUGGCCGGCAAAGUCCCCAAGAGAGAGAGCACCCAGGGGGAGACGGGGCCCUGGGACUUGCACAGCAACGGUUUCUGUCCCCCUUAUAUUCCGUUUGGCUACCCCAGGUUGCCCACAGCAUAUUAUCCAGGUCUGGCCGGCCCCUUCCUGAGUCCUGAACUGCCUCCUCUUCUGCACCCCAUGACCCCACACCCCUUGGUAGGGGUUCCCACGCAUUACUCCCUGCUCUGCCCAGUAGAAGCCCAGCUGGCCUUGGACAUUGCCACAGCGACCAAGCAGGACGAAGACGGAGACACGCCCCUCCACAUCGCCGUGGUGCAGGGGAACCUGCCGGUCGCCCAGCGUUUGGUUGCUCUCUUCCGCCAGGGGCAGCGGGACCUGGAUAUUUUCAACAAACUGCAGCAGACUCCUUUACACUUGGCGGUCAUCACCUCGCAGCCGUCGCUGGUGAAGCUGCUGCUCUCUCACGGGGCGUCUCCUAUGGUCCUGGACCGGAAUGGGCAGACGUCCCUGCACCUCGCCUGCGAGCAUGCCAGCCUCCGCUGCCUGAAGGAUUUGCUGCAAGGAAACGCUGCCCUGGUGGAUCUGGAAGCCCGCAAUUUCGAAGGCUUCACCCCACUCCAUGUCGCUGUCGGGAAUUCCAGCUGUGAAGCAGUCCUCACCCUGCUGGAACACGGGGCCGACAUAGAUGCUGUGGACAUCAAGAGUGGGAGAUCCCCCCUGCUGCACGCGGUAGAAAACAAUAAUCUAGGGAUGGUGGAACUUCUCCUCCAGCACGGAGCCAACGUCAACGCGCAGUCGUACGGGGGCAACACGGCACUGCACGCCGCCAGCGGCCGGGGCCUCUUGGACACCCUGCGACUCCUGGUGCGCAACGGGGCGGACGGCAGCCUCAAGAACUACCACAACGACACCCCUCUGAUGGUGGCCAAGAACAAGAGGGUGAUCGAUAUCCUGAGAGGAAAAGCUUCCCGUCCUGGACCACCACCGGACAACAUCCGUGAUGGGUCGUCCCCAGCCACCAGCACCACCAGUUCCCCAGGCAUCCGGCCUGCCCACGCCGGCUUGCUCCGGGCUUCACCCGACUCGUGCCCGACAACGCCCAGCCCAGCCCAGACCCCAAAGCCCCACCGGGCCGUGCAGUCCCCCAACUCCACCAACCAGAAAACAGAGAGCAUUACAUCGGCCAACGGGCCAUCGGCACCCGCCUCCUUGCGUGGCGUAAAACUGGAGAGGAGCCCCACUCCGCCCGCCCUGGAGCAGCCGGCUGGACUCCCUGGCGCACCUGCGUUCUACCUGCCUGUGCCCAAGGACAUAAUGGACGGCCCCUUCCACCAUGCCACCCUCUACCCCUUUGCGACGUCCGGCCAUCCCCUCUCCUCCCCCCACCUCCAGCUGCUCCCAAUUGGCCUGAACCAUCCUGUCGUCCCCGUGCCCACUGUGCCUCUUCCCGGUCGGAUUCACCCACGGGGCACGGAGAUGGACCCCUCGCACAUGCUCCUGGACUUGGAGAACCCGCCAGCUUCUGGCCAGGAAGGGCACUGGCUCCGCAGCCACAACAGCGGGCCCGGUGGCAGCUGACGGCCGGCCGGGGACCGAGGGACGCCCACCGGCCUCCUGGACCUGGGAGACUUCCCCGGGAAGCUUGCACUUCACAAGGCAGAGGCCUGCGGAGCUUAGACUUUGCUGCUACGGUUUCCUGGCACAAGGCCAGCCCUGCUUGGCUGAUGUGGAAUCCAGAAUGCCCACGUGCCUGGGGACACGCAUUCCUGCCCGCGUAUUUCUGUGUAGCAACAUGCGGCGACCCUGAGAUCUGCUGGCAUCCCCGUUUCUUCCCCCCAACCACAGCGCUGGUCUCUUUCGGUUUUGUUUCUUCCCAGGUGUUGUUUGGGGUGGGGAGGGCACAUUUCUAGGGGAGGAAACAGCAACCGUGGCGUCCGUCCACAUUUUCCCACCUUGCGGCGGGAUGGUGGCAAGCGCUGGAGUACCAGCAGUCGUGGUGCUAUGUCUCCCUCCAGUGGAGGGAUGUGGAAUUGCACACCUGUGAAGCAGGUAGUGCCUUCACCUGAGAUAAGUCUGCACUUUCCACCUUAAGGGCCGGGAGACGUGAAUGGGGCCUCUCUUGCUUCCCUCUCACCCCCGGUUGUCCUAGAAUUACGUAUGUCAGGAAGUACAAGUGGCCUGGUGUCGAGUGGUGGGGGAGGGAACUGAAGGAUGAACACCCCACAAGUGGUGUCGGGUGGGGGAAAACGUGGGGACUUUCUGAAAGCGUGAGUGGCCCAGGAUUGCAAUUUCAGAAAUUUCUGGGCAGAUCCUGAACUUUAGAGGAAGCUGCAGAGGUGGAGAAGAUUAGCGGGGCAAGAUGAUUAGAGGGGAAGAUGAAGAGCACCUCGCCGGUGAUGGUGUGGAAGCCAAAAGGUCUGUUGGGCGCAGAACCCCCGUCAGCCCACCUCAGGAAGGGAACUCAGGCUGGGAAGGAAUCCCACAGGUGUCCAUUUUCUCUUGAAGUGCCCCCCCAUGAGACCUGCCCCUCGGGGACAGGAGCCAAAGGCAUCUGGACAGUCCUCAGAAAGGGAAGGUGUUGCUUGGUGUCCUGCAAUCACAGGGCUGGACCCGAUGGCCUCUGGCUCCUUCCAAGUCUGCCCUUCUGUGAUUCUGGGGUGGGAAGGGGCUCCCAUGUGGAAGGUCCUGGGUUUGGCCCCCAACACCUCCGGGCAGGGCUGGGAAAGGUUCCCUGCCUGACACUCUAGCAACCCAACCCGCUUUCCCCAGCUAGGUGCCCUCCAUGUGCUUCCACCAGCAACUUUCUUGACCAUUGGCCAGGCUGGCUGAUGGGUGCUGUGAUCCAAAGCACGUGGAAGCGCCCACAUGGGCAAAGCCAGUGCUAAAGAUCCGGCAGCCCCAGGUUGAAGUCAAUGACAGUACGAUCGGAUGCUGUGCCUCAGUAUUAGGGAGGCUCCUGUUUUCACUUCGUAUCAUUAACAUUUCUGUGCCCCCCCCCCCCGCCAAAAGACCUAUGUCCUGGGGGGUCCCAGUCUCUUCCCCAUCCCAUUUUUUCCUGCUUGUAAGAGAAAAAAUACUUGAAAAGUAGCACCCUCGGAUCAUCCCAGUGUUGGGAAGUGUGGAUGGAGAGGGGUUUUUCCUAAUUUGUUAAUAAAAGUAUUUUUCUACUUUCAA
Messenger RNA from Varanus komodoensis (Komodo dragon), 3752 nucleotides. It is a transcript of the gene BCL3, whose product is annotated as BCL3 transcription coactivator. The coding region runs from base 243 to 2156 and encodes 637 amino acids. NCBI's taxonomy places the organism in Eukaryota, Metazoa, Chordata, Lepidosauria, Squamata, Varanidae. The record is from RefSeq and is a predicted model, not a curated record. Gene Ontology annotation, molecular function: protein binding. The transcript has 9 exons.